AACAGAGAAAGUAUCUCUCCAUGGAACUUUCGCAUGAAAGUCAGGAUUGCUUACGCUGUCAUAGGUGUGUUCAUUGGUGUUUCUGUCUUGAUCGUAUUUGGAUACAAGUAUUCAAACUGGGACGCAGCCUUAUGGGGACUGACAUCUGGUAUUGUGGCAGGCUUGACACUUCUAGUGCAUAUAUACUACUGCAGGAAGGUAGCCAAGGGAUUGCACAUACAACCCACUUCUCUCAGUAGAUGUAUGUUGUUAGCUUGUUUUAUCCAGUUGGCUGGUGUUUGUGGAUUUGUGGUCUACCUUACGCUAGCAGUCACACAAGGACAAGGUUUACAAUUAUAUGGGGCGGGCUAUUAUCUGACUCUGGUUUGGUGCUUUAUGACGUGGAAAUGGGGAUUGAUCCUGUUGCUGACAGCUCGGAGGUAUCGGAACCAAUUCUACGAAGUGUACACCAUUUUACCGAAAUCUGAGAAUUUCUAGCUUUCCGAGAAAUAAUCAUAUAUUUGGUUGUUAUAUCAUAAUUUCCAUUUCAGCUUAUUGUAAAUUGACAUUAUAAUGAACAUUAAAAUCCUUAAGCAUCGUUAAUUUCAUUAAAACACUUAACGCAAAUUUCUCCCAAUAGUCAUCCUAGAUACUCCAGGGGUCACUUUCGCUCUCUGCACCACUGGAACAAGUCCUGUCAAAAUUGAAGACACAAGCGAAAUAAUUCGAUUGAUCUAGAGCGGAUGUCGGGGAAAAAAUGACUAACCCAUAUAUAUACGCUCAUUUGAAGAUUACAAAGGAACAACACCUAACUUACAAGAUAAUAUAAUGCAACAUUCUGCGACCUCGAGAUUCGUUUUAUGUACAUCAAAGGACAAAAACUAGUCUUCUCGUCUUAUCCACAAGGUGUCGCACAUGAAUCUUCAAUUUUGCCAGGACAUGAUCAAAUGGUGCUGAGAGUGAUAGUGAACGUUAUCCCUGGAGUAUUGUGGAUGCCCAAUAUUUUCAUAAGUUUUAAGACGUUUGAUUUUGAAUAAUCAAAACACGACAACGUUUUAAAAACGUAAACAGGCAAUUUUGAUAACUUAAAAUACACAUGCAUAUGCUUCUACCACUUUUCAUCAUUAAGCAUUCAUUAUGUUGGGUGAUAACUUGCAACCAUUUACGUGCUAAAAUCAACUAUGCAUAUUUUUAUGAAAAUACAUUUUGGAGACGACAGUUUGGAAAUAGUGCCUUAAAUCAACAGACGUAAAAUUGUUAUUUAUUUAUUCAUUAUUGUGAAUGUCUCCUGCAUUACACACAAACCAUAUAUUCAUAUGUAUGUCAUUUAUCUUGCUAUGAUUUGUCAUUUCAAGUCGAUUGUAUUGAUGUAUGAUUAGACACGUGUUAUUUAUUUUUAUUUUGUGUGUAUAGUUUAAAUAUGUAUUGAAAAAAGAACCAUGUGUCAAAUGUACUGUUAAUGUGCUUAUACUCACAUUCCACACAUUCCAUUUAUGUCUCAUUUUAGCUAUGACUUUAGCUAUGGUUAUUUCGAUGUAGGAAGAGAAGCCCUUUCUAAUGUAGGUGAAACACAUUGAUGUUAUUUACAUUACAAAUUUCACUGAAAUUAUCAUCAGUGGGAGAGUUAUUCCUCUUUCUAUUACUUACCAGCUUUACCCGAACAAAAUGUUUACAUAGAUGUACAAAUGGUGUCUGCAGGUUUAGAUACACAUGUAAUGUGAUUGGUGAAGCAUUGUCUUUUCUAAACCACAAAUUAAGAUUCGUCUUUGAAUGAGGGAGUGUUCGCUAGCUUACAUGGUAUUUGGUUCUCACGGGCAUUAUUUAGUUGCUUAAGUACACGUAGAGCAAUCUAUGACUUGAUAACUUUUAAUUUGAAAUGCUAUAUAUUUCAUACAAGUUCUGGUGCAAGGUGAUGACGAUAGCGUUACCGAAACAUUGCAUUUAUUUGGUAAAAUAUAAGGACUAAUAUGUAACUUAAAUGUAUACAUUUCUCAACAUGGUACAUAUGCAUUACGAUUAUCAGGACGUCAAGUAUUAACAAAUGCGACUUUCCUAAGAUUGUUUAUUAUUUUUCAUCUUUCUUGGUUAUGUUAUAAUUUGCAUGUAUAAUUCUUUAUACUGUAAAUUACAUGUAAGUUAAAUGUAAACAAAGAGGAAUCCUACAAGGAAAUUCUCUGGUUAUCUAUGGAAGUAUAAUUGCAAUAGGUAUCAGGUUGUGUUAGAAACUUUAUACAAUUUUUGGUUUGCUGUUUUUCAGGAAGCUGAGAAACGAAAUGAUCUGUACUGGCGUGUUUGUGUCCUCGUGGAAGACACGUUUACGUUAUUGCUCUUUAUUAUAUGCAACAAUUUUUUAAGUGAUUUUUUCAACAAAUAUGGACACAUUUUGUUUUGUUUUGUUAUGAUGUAUUUAAUGCUGAAUUCGAAUUCGAAUUCUAUCGUCAUGUUGAUGACCAGAUGACAUAAUUAUAGAAUGUAUCCAGAUAUAGACUGAUUUCAUGGAAGUGAAUGAAAGAAAGGAAAAAAUGAGCAAAAAGAUCGAUAUAUUACGUAUUUCUAAAGACGAAAAGUAUUUUACAGAGAACUACCUGCAAUUCAUGGAACAAAUAAAAUGAGAAAAAAUUAUAGAAUUACGAGAUAUGUGAUAUGUGCGUAAUCGGUACUGAAAUCGAUUUGACAAAAACAAACUCUUAAUUUAUUAUAAAAAAGCAGAGAUGUAGCGUGAGGGGAAGACUUCAUCGUCAGGGAUAAGCCAAACCACGCUUGUCUAUUUCAUUAUAGAUUUAUAUGCAGCUCUUUAACCAGAAGGGUGGUAUAAACUGUAGAUAUUUAAAUAGAGUUCUUUGUAUUUUGAUAUGUACAUCUUUAUUUAUUUUAAUUUGUCUAUAGAAAAGUGUGUUUGUAUCUAUACAGUGCCUUAUAUAUAUAUUCUUAGGUCUUAGGUCAGUAUUUAACUGGUUGUUUCUAUAUUACCUAUUUUGUAUCAAAGAUGUUGUGGACAGCUUUAUAUUAUCAUAUUGGUAUCUUUAUUAUACAGGAGGUAGUUUUUAAUUAUAUUUGUUUAUUUUUCUACGUAUAAUAUCACGAAAUUAAAGCAUGAUGUACAACUGUGCAAUAAAAUACAUGCGCAAAAUUGAGUUUCUUUGUAUCUUGUAAACAGCUCCUAUUCUAUAUAUAAAGUAUAUCAAUUUAUAAUUUACCUUCUUUACCGUUUCU
Molecule: messenger RNA, 3192 nt
Organism: Ylistrum balloti
Lineage: Eukaryota; Metazoa; Mollusca; Bivalvia; Pectinida; Pectinidae
Product: heme transporter hrg1-B-like
Exons: 3
Coding region: 34-477 (147 amino acids)
Biological process (GO): heme transport
Cellular component (GO): plasma membrane; lysosomal membrane
Molecular function (GO): heme transmembrane transporter activity; heme binding
Source: RefSeq, a predicted model, not a curated record